AUGUCUAUUUAUAGAAAAAUUGGAGCAUUUCGUUAUAUUAAUACUGGAAAAGAAAAUCAAUAUGAUGAACUUAGUGUGGGUAAAUGUACAAUACGUUUGAUCAAGGACAUUCGCACGUUGCGCGAAUGUGACGUCGAAACUCUGACUGAUAUUUUCUUUUCAUUAGUUUCAUUUGAUCCAAAUAACAGCAGACUGGCAUCUGUGCAAGGUGAAAUCCGCGUUGGCGGCUCUUAUCAGGCGAAGCUACCUGAGAUGGAAAAAGGUUCUGCAGUAGAUGAACCCGAUCGCGAUGAACUACUGUGGAGGCCAGGUUAUAUUAAUGAGGAAAGCGAGCAUGUUUAUAAGAGAGCGACACGAUCAUUCCGAAUGUUUGCAAUGGUGCGGAAUGAGCAAAUUACCCAAAUAGAGCGUGAUUUUAGAACAGGCGACUUGUGCAUGCAUGAUGCCGUAGUAACGUUGCACAAGUGUAAGUACAACGUGAAUUAUGCUAUUGAAGCUAUGAAUAAAAACGACGAGCGUAUGCUCAAGGUGACAAAUUUUAUGAGUGCUGAUGACGCUAAAAAAUUUGCUCGUGGAAUCAAAACUUAUGGAAAAAAUUUUUUAAAAAUCAAGAAAGAGUUACUACCACAUCAUCGAAGGGAUGAUUUAGUGCAGUUUUAUUACGGGUGGAAAAAGACUCGCGAUGCCACAAGGCCCAAGCCUUUGACACGACAGCGAAAUACAGCAGCUGCCUCACAUCGAAAGCCAAAGAACAAUCAGUUCAAGGCAUCUCGUCCUGGAAGUACUGAUUUAGCUGACUAUGCAUCAGCUAGCGAAGCUGAAAUGGAAGAACUAGAAAAUGAUGGUCGUGCCGCAGCUUAUGCUUGUCACCACUGUUACACUUCAAAAAGUAAAGAUUGGCAUCAUUCGGGAAAAGAGCGUCAAUUGCUUUGUACUGAAUGUCGCAUAUUCUACAAAAAAUAUGGGCAGUUACGUCCUGUUGAUCGACCAAGCACAGUCCCACCAUCUUUGUUCAAACCGAAAAGUCCUGAGGGCAACGAUGAUGAGGAACAAGGAGUAAGGACACGAGCAAAUAAAAAGGAAAGACGCGGCACAUCAUUAGAGAUGGACAAAAAAGUCAUCAUUUCACCAUUAGAUGGCGAUACAAAGCAAAAAAAUGGAAAAAGAAAACGAAAUCAUGCUCAGAAUAAUGACUGUGUAAAUAAUGGGAAUGCAAAAAAGCGCUGUACAAAAGGAGAGAAAGAUGAAGAUAUCGCUGAUGUACAGGAAGACGAUGAACCAGGUGUAAGUUGCGAAGAUCACAUUUGCGAGGAUUCUCCAAACACAAGAAAGACAAAUGAAGCAAUACCGUCUCCAAGUUCAGGAUCAGCUUCAAUUUCAUCAUCAUCGAAAUUAAGUUGUACUGUAGAGGAAAGAGCGCAUUGUCAAGAACAAAUACAGUCCUGUGCUGAAAUGUGCAGUGCAAGUAUCAAGCUGCAGCCAUCUCUUGUUGCUUCAACCAGUCAGUCAGUGAGUGAAAAGCCUCCUAUUUCGAAAAUUGUUAAACAUGAAAUGGAGGAAGCUGCGGAAAUAGCUAGUGAAUUGCCUAGUACGAGUUUUGCUAAACCAAUCCUUCCCGUUCCUCCGGAUGUAAGUCUUCGCUGUAAUUUGGAAAUGAAAACCGAAGAAGAAGAUUUAGAUGAUGGUUAUUGGACUGUAAGUGAUGCAGUUGCUGAAACUACAAAAAAUGCAUUACUUAUCAGAAUUAUUGACCGGCGAUGUGGUCAGAUGUGCGCCCGCACGGAUUUAGCUUUCCGUAUGAAACCUGGUUCAGAAUGGGAUAAAAAACGGGAAGCUAGAGCCGCACUCGAAAAUCAUUUGAGCAAUACACAGAAAAAGAUAAAUGAAACCUUACCUAAUCCGGUCACAGCAUCUAAAUUGCCAUCCACUCAACUGCCGAACUUACCGGGUACUCCUAAUAUUGAGGCAUUCAUGGGAGGUCGGGUUCCCAUGAACGGCACUGCACUAUCUGGAUUGCCGGGAAUGUUUCCAAGUAUUCCGGAUCCGAGAUUCGCUUUCCUUACUCCUCAGCAACAGUAUGCCAUUGCUGUGGAGCAGCAGGUAUUUCAAAAGCAGAUGGAACAACAGCUGCGGGCUCAUCAGCUAGAAAUGAUGCGAAGUGGCGCCAAUGGUACAGUGACGCCAGGUUCAGCAGCAGCUGUUGUUCGUGAUUCUCCAUCUCGUGGUCAUGCUUCUGCUGUGAACACGCAUGGAUAUCCUCCCAGUAUGAUCCAGCCUCAGUUUCAUAAUUUUGGUAUGGAUCCAAGAACUGUGACUGCAUUAAUGCAUAAUCCACAGCUUGCGGCACAGUUUGGAAUGGGUAUCGAUAGUCAUACUGCUGUGAUGAUGAGUGCCUUGGAGCAGAGGAAUAAUUUGGAACAACGCAUGCUCAGUAUGGCUGGCAUGGAGAUUUUAGCACCUGGUGGCAUACCAGGAUCUCAGACUCCACAAUCUCACAUCCAUCCACACGCUGCUGCGAUGAUGCAGCAUGCAGUGGCUACUCAUUCCGGAGAAACGAUUCAAUUUCAACAAUUGCUUGCAAUGUCGGCAGCGGCGCAGGCGCAGCGUCCCUUUUUAGAGCAAAAUGCUCUAUUACAAAUGACCAUGAUGAAUCCAUUCAAUAGUGAAUUAGGAUCACGAAUAGUGAAUCCUGGGUCAUUGAAUUCUGAUAUGAUGCGACGUUUGCAGCAAGAAGGUGGAUUCACCGCCACACAAAGGCCAUAA
Molecule: messenger RNA, 2763 nt
Organism: Thelazia callipaeda (thelaziosis nematode)
Lineage: Eukaryota; Metazoa; Nematoda; Chromadorea; Rhabditida; Thelaziidae
Source: the annotation of a GenBank genome assembly